Messenger RNA from Bipolaris victoriae FI3, 177 nucleotides. RefSeq lists its product as hypothetical. The transcript has a single exon. The record is from RefSeq and is a predicted model, not a curated record. Bases 1 to 177 code for a protein of 58 amino acids. NCBI's taxonomy places the organism in Eukaryota, Fungi, Ascomycota, Dothideomycetes, Pleosporales, Pleosporaceae. Gene Ontology annotation, molecular function: protein binding.
AUGGGUAUAAAGGAUGACCGGUUUGAAGGCUGUAGCGGUUGUGUUUACUCAGUGGCCUUCUCGCACGACUCGACCCGGCUAGCGUCAAGGUCUAGUAACAAGGCUAUCAAGAUCUGGGAUGCGAGCAGUAGGAUGUGUGUGCACACGCUCGAGGGUUAUAGCAAUAAUGUUAGGUAG